Micropterus salmoides (largemouth bass) is the source of this 2737-nucleotide messenger RNA. RefSeq names its product protein arginine methyltransferase 8b (gene prmt8b). Gene Ontology annotation, molecular function: protein-arginine N-methyltransferase activity. The transcript has 10 exons. Bases 777 to 1994 code for a protein of 405 amino acids. Gene Ontology annotation, biological process: peptidyl-arginine methylation. NCBI's taxonomy places the organism in Eukaryota, Metazoa, Chordata, Actinopteri, Centrarchiformes, Centrarchidae. Gene Ontology annotation, cellular component: plasma membrane. The record is from RefSeq and is a predicted model, not a curated record.
GUCUUUGGGAAGCAGAGAUUUAGUCCCUUUUUGUGACUGUUAUUACAGUAGUUUUGCCACGAUCCAUUUCAUGUCAUCUGAAGAGGCUCACGUGGAACGGCGGCGCACGCUCACAGUUUCAACCCCCUUUCAACUUUCUCUCCGGGAAAACCCGUCGGGACAUACGCAAAGGACUUUCCACAGCGCACGCGAAGACGUAGAUUGCUGGGACAUGUCAAGUGUCUCCAAGUGAAGUAGAAGCGUUUUCUGGUGUGGAGUUUCUGCCAGUAGCGCGCAGCUGGGUGCCUUUUUUUUCGGUCCUGGGUGACACUUUAUAUUUUCUUGGAUACGAUCUUUCGCAGACAUUUAAAAUGAGUGAGCAGGUAGGGCUUCAAAGGCUUGCGCGAGGACACCUAAACGGGGCGCACGGGUGCUGAUGGACACGGUGACUCCUGCUGUAAUCAAACCUGCAACCUUUUAGUCAGCAGCACAGUCUCUCCAGCAAAUAGACGACUCUGCCAUCCUGAGUCAUCCCACUAAAACAACCUGUAUCACAUUUACAGUAUGGAUUACUGUACAUGUCACCUCGCGCACAUCCAUUUAACAACUUUUAUCGGGGAGUGGAUUUAAUUUGGUCGAAACUGUGACAUCUGCACAUUUCUUAUUAUGACUUUCAUCUUGACGUGUGCUCCAGCCACACAUUCGGUUGCUUAGUGUUCUUUUUGACAGGUUUCUGUUAAUAAUUUAGAUCCUCCGUACACUUCUAAGAGUUGUAGCCUAAAAUCUCGCCGGCUCUCAUGGGACUGAGGCAUUCGUCGCGUUGUUUGCUGCUACGGCGGAAGAUGGCGGAGGCGGACAGCUCCGAGCGACAGCAGCCUGUCACAUCCCCCCUCUCUCAAUCUGCCCAGCCCUCCCCACUGCCUAAACCAGUGCCUACUACCCACCAUGUGCCCUGCAUCCCCCAUACGCCUCAUGUAGCGGCCCUGGCCACCUGUCCUGGUCGAGGCAAGAUUGCCAAAUUCCUCAGCCCGGAGGAGAUGACAUCACGGGACUACUACUUCGACUCUUACGCCCACUUUGGCAUCCAUGAGGAGAUGCUGAAGGACGAGGUGCGGACGCUGACCUACCGGAACGCCAUGUACCACAACAAGCAUGUGUUCAAAGAUAAAAUCGUCCUGGAUGUUGGUAGCGGCACAGGGAUCCUCUCUAUGUUUGCCGCCAAUGCCGGCGCCAAGCACGUGUAUGGGAUUGAAUGUUCAAGUAUAUCUGAAUAUUCAGAGAAGAUCAUCAAGUCAAAUCACCUACACAAUGUCAUUACCAUCUUCAAGGGCAAAGUGGAGGAGGUGGAGCUGCCUGUGGAGAAGGUGGACAUUAUCAUCUCAGAGUGGAUGGGCUAUUGCCUGUUCUACGAGUCCAUGCUCAACACCGUCAUCUUUGCCAGGGACAAGUGGCUGAAACCUGGAGGUCUGAUGUUCCCUGACAGAGCAGCUCUCUAUGUGGUAGCCAUUGAAGACAGACAGUACAAGGACUUCAAGAUUCAUUGGUGGGAGAAUGUGUAUGGGUUCGACAUGAGCUGCAUUCGCAAUGUGGCCAUCAAAGAGCCUCUGGUGGAUGUGGUAGAUCCCAAGCAGGUGGUGACGAACGCCUGCCUCCUAAAGGAAGUGGACAUCUACACUGUGAAGCCAGAGGACCUGUCUUUCACCUCGGCCUUCUGUCUGCAGAUCCAGCGCAACGAUUAUGUCCACGCCCUGGUCACCUAUUUCAACAUUGAGUUCACCAAGUGUCACAAAAAGACUGGCUUCUCCACUGCUCCAGAUGCUGCCAGCACACACUGGAAACAGACAGUGUUUUACUUAGAGGACUACUUAACUGUCAAGAAGGGAGAGGAGAUCUUUGGCAGUAUUGCUGUCAGGCCCAAUGAAAAGAAUGUGCGUGACCUGGAGUUCACCCUAGAGCUAGACUUUAAGGGACAACUGUGUGAGGCCGCCAUUUCCCACGACUACAAAAUGCGUUAGGAACAACAAAAAACAACCAACUACCCUCAGCCCUUCGGGACCCAAUUGGAGAGGAGGGAGUGGGCACAGCCUCUCCAACAAGCAUUCCAGUGGCCAGCGAGGGCGACCAGACCAGACGCAUCAGAUUGGAUGCCAUCAUGCCAGCACCUAAGUGAUGUCAUCAGAAUAGGAAAGUAUCUAUCAGCAAUAGUGCCAUCACCUGUACCAACUUGAUCGACUCGGGCACAUCGUUGAAUGUAACAUCCUAAACGAACUUGAUUUUUUCUUUUCUCUCACUUGUUUCUGGAAAUGUUACAUUUUUGAGUCUAAAAUGAAAAGCAUUUGUGAGUCUUAAUAUUGUAAGUGCAGCUAACUGAAAAGCAUUGAUCUGUGUGAUGUUAAGAGGGUUACAGCACAGUCAUUAUCUGUUUUUCCUUUAGUCAUUUAUUAAGAUAUAUAAUGCACUGUAUAAUUGUGUAGAAGGUACAGUAAUCAAUUGUGAUUUAUUUUAUUAUUUAUUAUUUGCAUGUGAACUGUUUUUGCUUCAUUGGUUUUAGAAAGAUGUAAAAUGUAAUUUGUUUAUUUCUUUAAUAGAGACAAUUCUGAGCAACUGUACUUUGGUGCCAGAGUAGAACAGAACAAAGCCUCAGAACAGCAACAAACACAGAUGCAAUAUGUCAUGUAUCACUUUGUCUUGGAGAUCAGACAAACAAAAAGAAUGGAAAAAGAUGAACACGAUGAUGAAUAAAAUAUCAAAGAAUCAA